GACACAUCUACUCACAUUCUCCCGGAGAGGUCCCAGUCCGGGCGACUGCUGCUGCGGUCCACGGUUCCCCGAUCUCGGCAUCUCCUCCAAUGUUCCCGGCCAAGUAGCAACUCAUGCCGUCAACUGGUGGAAGUUCGCCCGUCUAUAUCUAACCGGGGAUAUUUAGCGAGGAGCCAAUGUGAAUGAGAUGUGAAUUAUAGAAGUUGAAUCAUUUAAAGUCCAACUUGAGAAGAUGUGCUGGGAGUCGCGGGAAAGGAGUGCAAUAACAUUCGCUGAAACGGGGGAUGUUUCGUUGCCAAUGGCAACUUGAUAGAAGCGUUCGCCUUUUCGCCGGGGACAUGUUCACGACCAGGAACGAGCUGGGGCUUUUGCGCUGAACGAGACGAGUCCACUUCGCCUUCAGGACCGUAUUCACCAGAUCUGAUUGCAGGAUAUUCGCCCUCGGGACCAACAUGGAGAGCGAUGCAGGAGCCGAGCUCCUCAAUAGAUCUUGCUCGGGUCCCCACGCAACGUGUGAAGCCUCCAACGCCACGGAUUCUAACUCCAUGUACGAGCGCUACCCGGAUUUCUACAUCGUCCUGCCGGUGAUUUACUCCGUUAUCUGCGCCGCGGGGCUGACGGGCAACACGGCAGUGAUCUACGUCAUCUUGAAAGCCCCCAAGAUGAUGACGGUGACCAACGUGUUCAUCCUGAACCUGGCGAUUGCCGACGACCUCUUCACCCUGGUGUUGCCCAUCAACAUCGCCGACCAUCUCCUCCGCCACUGGCCGUUCGGGGAGGUGAUGUGCAAACUCAUCAUCUCCAUCGACCACUAUAACAUCUUCUCCAGCAUCUACUUCCUGACUGUGAUGAGCAUCGACCGCUACUUGGUGGUGUUGGCCACCGUGCGCUCCGAGAAGUUGCCCCGGCGCACGUACCGGGCAGCCAAGGUGGUCAGCCUGUGCGUGUGGGUGCUGGUCACCCUCAUCGUCCUGCCCUUCACCAUCUUCGCCCAGGUCUACACCGACCCCAUGAACAGGAGAAGCUGCGUAUUGGGCUUCCCCAAACCCGAGCGCGCGUGGCUGAAGGCCAGUCGUAUCUACACCCUGAUCCUGGCCUUCGCCAUCCCUGUCACCACCAUCUGUAUCCUGUACACCAUGAUGGUGUACCGGCUCCGCGGCAUGCAGCUCAGCUCCAACGCCAAGGCCCUGGACAAGGCCAAGAAGAGGGUGACCCUGAUGGUCUUCAUCGUGUUGGCCGUCUGCCUCUUCUGCUGGACCCCCUUCCACCUCACCACCGUGGUGGCGCUCACCACAGACGUCCAGGAGACUCCCCUGGUCAUUGGCAUCGCCUACUUCAUCACCAGCCUGAGCUAUGCCAACUCCUGCCUCAACCCCUUCCUCUACGCAUUCCUCGACGACAGCUUCCAGAAGAGUUUCAAGAAGUUACUGGAGUGCAGGGCAGCGUAGACGUUUCGUGUGGGAGGAGGUGAAUUGGUUCACCCCGAAGAUAGACUCAACAACCUGGAGUUAACUCAGUGGGAGAGGCAGCAUCUCUGGUGAUGAAGGAAUUGGGUUCAGUUCGAAGAAGGGUCCCGACCCGAUAUUCCUCACCUCCAGAGAUGCUGACUGACAUAGAAACGUAGAAAAUCGGUGCAGGAGGAGGCCAUUCGGCCCUUCGAGCCAGCACCGCCAUUCAUUGUGAUCAUGGCUGAUCGUCCCCUAUCAAUAACCCGUGCCUGCCUUCUCCCCAUAUCCCUUGACUCCACUAGCCCCUAGAGCUCUAUCUAACUCUCUCUUAAAUCCAUCCAGUGACUUGGCCUCCACUACCCCCUGUGGCUGGGAAUUCCACAAAUUCACAACUCUCUGGGAGAAAACGUUUUUUCUCACCUCAGUCUUAAAUGACCUACCCUUUAUUCUAAGACUGUGUGGCCCCUGGUUCUGGACUCACCCAACAUUGGGAAUAUUUUUCCUGCAUUCAGCUUGUUCAGUCCUUUUUCUGACCCGCUGAGUUACUCCAGCUUUUUUGUGUCCAUCUUCAGUAUGGACAACAAGCCCUUGGGUUCAACUGGGAAAGUUGCCUCAUCAUCUUGCAAGCGUUCCUUUUUCAAAUUUAUCACACAAAAAGAAAAGUUUUCAUUGCCAAAAUUCUGCUGUUGUUCAACGAACUCUUAAAAUGUAGUUCAAUGUCACGUGUAGGGAAGAACUGCAGAUGCUGGUUUACACUGCAGAUGGACACAACGUGCUGGAGUAACUCAGUGGGACAGGCAGCCUCUCUGGAGAGAAACAUAGAAAAUAGGUGCAGGAGUAGAGGCCAUUCGGCCCUUCGAGCCUGCACCGCCAUUCAAUAUGGUCAUCCAACUCGGUAUCCUAUACCUGCCUUCUCUCCAUACCCCCUGAUCCCUUUAGCCACAAGGGUCACAUCUAACUCCCUCUUAGAUAUAGCCAAUGAACUGUGGCCUCAACUACCUUCUGUGGCAGAGAGUUCCAGAGAUUCACCACUCUCUGUGAAAAAACAUGUUUUUCUCAUCUCGGUCCUAAAAGAUUUCCCCCUUUAUCCUUAAACUGUGACCCCUUGUUCUGGACUUCCCCAACAUCGGGAACAAUCUUCCUGCAUCUAACCUGUCCAACCCCUUAAGAAUUUUGUAAGUUUCUAUAAGAUUCUCCCCUCAACCUUCUAAAUUCUAGCGAGUACAAGAAGGAACGGGUGACGUUUUGGGUCGAGACCCUUCUUCAGACCGAGAGCCAGCCAUCCUUUCACUCCAGAGAUGCUACCUGUCCCCUUUACUAUUAAGUCACAGCUGCUAAAAGCACAACAGCACGGUCAAUAGACAAUAGGUGCAGGAGCAGGCCAUUUGGCCCUUCUAGCCAGCACCGGUCAAAGUCUCUUUACAGUUAGAACCUUCCUCUCACCCUCUCGUUUAAGAGAAUUUUGUUUGUUUAAAGCAGAAAUGUUGCGUUAAAACUUUGCUGUGUGGGCCGGUAACUCCAAUGGGACUAUACGCGAGAAUGUUGCAUGCAAUCGGAUGUGCGAGAGUGUGCCGUUAUAUGUAGGGGUCACGGAAUGGGGUCAAACAAGACUUUAUAAUGUGUGGCUAACUCCUAGAAUCGUCGAAUUCAUGGCAGCCACAUACCGCCCCCUACUGUUUAUGCUGUUGCAUGACCAAAUGAACUUAAUUCUGAGACCCACCGAUUUUAUUUAAAAUAACCUUAAAGUUCUUGCACUUGUAAUCUGUGUUGUAUCAUUUGGUCGGCGUGGGUCUCCAAUGUUAAACUGUCUGCUCUUGAUAUUUACUGUGCUCCGAAUGACACAUUCUAUCAUCAAUAAAUGUCACCUUACAACAGAUUUCUUGUUGAUAUUUCCAACUAUAGUUAGCCUGGGCUGCAGAGUUCCAGAUUUGAAAGGGUCUAAUAUUAAUCUUGGAAUCAGAGAGAACAUAGAAAAAAGUACAGCAGGUGACACAGAGGUAGAGUUGCUGCCUGUGCGGAGUUUGCAUGUUCGCCCUGUGACCUCGCGGGUUUACUUCCGGUGCUCUGGUUUCCUCCCACACUCCAAAGACGUGCGGGUUUGUAGGUCAAUUGGCCUCUGUAAAAUAGCCCCUAGUGUGUAGGACAGAGCUAGUAUACAGGGGUGAUUGUUGGUCGGUGCGGACUUGGUGGGCCGAUGGGCCGGUUUCCACACUGUAUCUCUAAACUAAACAGAGGAACAGCCCCUACAGACCACAACAACUGUGCCAGACAUGAUGCCAAGAUAACCUAAUCACAUCUGCCUGCAUGCGAUUCACACCCUACUAUUCUCAGCUUAUCCAUGUGCCUGUCUAUAAAUCUAUCCUAUGUUUCGACCACCACCCCUGGCAGCACGUUCCAGGCACCCACCACUCAUUGUGUAAAAUACUUGCCAUGUACAUCUUUAAACUUUGUCACAGAGUCCUACAGUGUGGAAACAGGCCCUUCAGCCCAAUUUGCCCAUGCCAGCCAACAUGCCCCAUCUACACUAGUCCCACCUGCCCGCGUUUGGCUCAUAUCCCUCUAAACCUGCCCUAUCCAUGUACCUGUCUAAAUGUUUCUGAAAUGUCGCGAUAGUCCCUUAGUUCCUGCCUCACUUACCUCCUCUGGCAGCUCGUUCCUUGCACCCAAUACUCUUUGCGCGAAAAAGUUGCCCCUCGGGUUCCUAUUAAAUCUUUCCCCCCCCUCACCUUAAACCGAUGUCCCCUGGUUCUCGAUUCCCCUA
This is a messenger RNA of Leucoraja erinaceus (little skate), 4209 nucleotides long. RefSeq names its product neuropeptides B/W receptor 2b (gene npbwr2b). Gene Ontology annotation, molecular function: neuropeptide receptor activity; neuropeptide binding. Bases 453 to 1448 code for a protein of 331 amino acids. Gene Ontology annotation, biological process: neuropeptide signaling pathway. Lineage: Eukaryota; Metazoa; Chordata; Chondrichthyes; Rajiformes; Rajidae. Gene Ontology annotation, cellular component: neuron projection; membrane. The record is from RefSeq and is a predicted model, not a curated record. The transcript has 3 exons.